GCUUGGGUGAGGUGCGGGCGCGCGAGCGGGAGUUCCGGCCGGAGGCCCAAGCUGAGGGCCGGCUCCUUCACCAUGGCUUCAGCCCAGCUGGACUACACCAUCGAGAUCCCGGAUCAGCCCUGCCGGAGUCAGGAGAACAGCCCUGACCAAGGUGGGAAGGAGGCUGGGACUCGACUGCCUUUGGUGAUUCUCUUGGGCUGGGGAGGCUGCUCCGACAAGAACCUGGCCAAGUACAGCGCCAUCUAUCACAAAAGGGGCUGCAUCGUCAUCCGAUACACAGCCCCCUGGCACAUGGUCUUCUUCUCCGAGACCCUGGGCAUCCCUUCACUUCGUGUCUUGGCCCAGAAGCUGCUUGAGCUGCUCUUUGAUUACGAGGUUGAGAAGGAGCCCCUGCUCUUCCACGUCUUCAGCAACGCUGGCGUCAUGUUGUACCGAUAUGUGCUGGAGCUCCUGCAGACCCACCAGCGCUUCUGUCACCUGCGUGUGGUGGGCACCAUCUUUGACAGCGGUCCCGGUGACAGCAACCUGCUGGGGGCUCUGCGGGCGCUGGCAGUCGUCCUAGAGCACCGUCCUGCCGCGCUGCGCCUGCUGCUCCUGGUGGCCUUCACCCUGGUGGCCUUCCUGUUCCACGUCCUGCUCGCGCCACUCACCGCCCUCUUCCACACGCACUUCUAUGACAGGCUGCUCGAUGCAGCCUCUCGCUGGCCCGAGCUCUACCUCUACUCCAGGGCUGACGAGGUGGUCCUGGCCCAGGACGUGGAGCGCAUGGUGGAGGCACGCCUGGCACACCAGGUCCUGGUACGCUCCGUGGACUUCGUGUCGUCUGCACAUGUCAGCCACCUCCGCGACUACCCUACUUACUACACCACCCUCUGCGUCAACUUCAUGCACAGCUGUGUCCACUGCUCAGGCCCUUGCCCUCCCCACCUCACUUCUGCUCCAGAAAUAAAUGCCUGACUCUUCCCCACAACCUACGUCCAUGGGUGGGGUCCUCUACUGGUACAGCUCCCUGCAGCUCUCGGGGUCUUUGUGGUCCUCCAGGUAGAGAAUUCCCAUGGGCCUCUGUCCUGGGGGACCAUGUCGGUCUGUUGACCCCAGGAUCCUGGGGGCAGUAGUGCCUGUGCAGGUCUCUGCACGAGCCUUGCAGCGCUUGUGUUUGCUAAGUGCAGCAGUCAGGCUGCUGAUUCCUGUGGCAUUUAGACUGUGAAGGGUUAAUAAAGCUGGGGGUGGGGUGAGGCUGAGCCCCAACAUUGA
This is a messenger RNA of Bubalus bubalis (water buffalo), 1254 nucleotides long. RefSeq names its product transmembrane protein 53 (gene TMEM53). NCBI's taxonomy places the organism in Eukaryota, Metazoa, Chordata, Mammalia, Artiodactyla, Bovidae. The transcript has 3 exons. Bases 73 to 957 code for a protein of 294 amino acids. The record is from RefSeq and is a predicted model, not a curated record.